UUAGAGCUGCAAAGAACACUGUAUCCCUCCGGCCAGAAAGCUGCCUCGGUGAACCAGACCUGGCCCUGACGAUCGUUAAGAAAGCGUACCGGCAGAAGGCCCUGACCUGUCACCCAGAUAAGAACCCGGACAACCCCAGAGCAGCGGAAGUCUUCCACCAACUGUCUCAGGCCUUAGCCGUGCUAACAGAUGCAGCAGCGAGGGCGGCGUAUGACAAAGUGAGAAAGGCUAAGAAGCAAGCUGCUGAAAGGACACAAAAACUUGAUGAGAAGCGAAAGAAAGUAAAGCUUGAUCUUGAAGCCAGAGAACGAGAAGCCCAGACCCAUGAGAGCGAAGAGGAGGAGAUCAGGAUAACAAGAUCAUUAGAACAAGAAAUAAUACGCCUGCGAGAAGAAGGCUCCCGUCAGCUUGAGGAGCAGCAGAGACUCAUUCGAGAACAGAUCCAGCUUGAAAGACAGCAGCACAUCCAAGGCAAGCAAGAAAGAAAUGGAGCAGAAGGCAAAAUAACUCCCAAACUCAAACUAAAAUGGAAAUGCAGAAAAGAAGAUGAGACGAGAGGGGGAUACUCAAAAGAUGUUCUGUUGCGGAUCCUACAAAAGUAUGGCGAUGUGCUCAAUUUGUUGAUCUCAAGUAGGAAGACUGGGAGUGCAGUGGUGGAAUUUGCUACAGUUAAGGCUGCUGAGAUGGCUGUGAAGAAUGAAGUUGGCCUGAUAAAUAAUCCUCUAAAGAUUUCCUGGCUGGAGGGCCAGCCCCGGAACAACCCCAGCACCGUCCUUUCUGACAGCACUAGUCAGCCUAGGACUUCGCAGGCAUCAGUGGUAUCGGAACGGGAUUACGAGAGCCUGGUGAUGAUGCGGAUGCGCCAGGCAGCAGAGAGGCAGCAGCUUAUUGAACAGCUCAAGCGGGAAGAUGAGGAAGAGUCUCACACCUAGCGUGAGAGAGUAUGGAUUCUCCCCACCCUAUCAUUCUUCAUUUCCAAAGCUGUUUCUUAAAUUAAGUCAAUAAACCUCCUUUUUU
Molecule: messenger RNA, 1017 nt
Organism: Nipponia nippon (crested ibis)
Lineage: Eukaryota; Metazoa; Chordata; Aves; Pelecaniformes; Threskiornithidae
Source: RefSeq, a predicted model, not a curated record